Messenger RNA from Closterium sp. Naga37s-1, 5211 nucleotides. NCBI's taxonomy places the organism in Eukaryota, Viridiplantae, Streptophyta, Zygnematophyceae, Desmidiales, Closteriaceae. The record is from the annotation of a GenBank genome assembly.
AUGUCGAACGUUAGUCAUUCUCAUACUACGACCGAGACCGAGCCUUACGUACCCUCGGAUGCUGAAGACAUGCUAGACGUAGCAAUCUCAGUGUUGGACCCGCGCCUCGCCCAGCAAGCAUCAUCGUCACAGACUACACCUCUGUCAGCAGCCCGCUACCGUCAGGUUCACCUUAGCUUCGCAAGUCCGCCACCAGAUUCGCGAAAGCGCGCACGAAGCGUACCGCCUCCACCCACUGCUGAGGAGCUGGAGGCGCAGGACAAGGCUAUCGCCGAGGAUGCAGAAGUGCCCCCGGACACCGAGAUCCCUGCUGCUGAGAAGGGUAUGGCACGUCGCUUCAGCCCGUCGUGGAAGCAGACGUACUCGUGGCUGACACUGAAGUACAACAAAGAGGAGCGCCUGUAUGGUAUGAAGUGUUCCGUGUGCUGUAAGUUCGCUCCUAACACCAAGUCUCCCUUUGGCGGUGCUGGCGUCGGUGCAAGGGACUUUCAGAAGUCGGCGUGCCGCAACCAUGACCAGUCCAAGGUGCACCUCGCGGCCAUGGAAGCAGAACGACUCGCUGCUGGCACGGAGGUGAGGCAGCGCAGCCUCGUGAACAUGCUCAGCGGCGAUCCAGUCAUGGCGAGGGUCGUCAAAUGCAUGCAAGCAGCUCAGUGGAUUGCGCAGAACGAUGCACCGAUCGCUCUCUACCCCAUGCUGGUGCGGUUCAUGGCGGAGCAAGGAUGCCCCGACAUGAUGAACAGCGAAUCCUACGGGCGUUAUUACUCGCGAUACGCCUUCGGCGAGUUCGUAGAGGCUAUGGCGGAGCAUCUGGUGGCCAGGCAGCUCGUGGACGUCAAAGAGUCGGCCUGGUACAGCCUCUCCUUCGAUGAAUCCACGGAUCGCGCCCGUGGAAAGCACCUCAUCGUGUAUGUCACGUUUGAGAGAGGCGAGGCCGUGGUGUCCCAGUUUCUUGCUCUCCUGUCGCUCGAGCGUUGCGACGCCGCUGCACUGUACGACACGAUCGUGAAGUGCCUGUGGUCGAAGGACAUGUCGAUGGACAAGCUUGUCGGGGUUUCAACGGAUGGUGCAUCCGUCAUGACUGGCUCGAAGAACGGAGUUGUCGCCCUGCUUCGGAAACGUUGCCCGUGGCUGGUGGCGAUUCACUGCGUGGCGCAUCGCGAGGCAUUGGCUGCAAAGGAUGCCGCGAAGAGCUUCAAGGAGUUCAACGUCGUCGAUCAGAUGAUACGCCAGACUGCCGAGCGUCUCGGGCGUUCAUCGACCGAUCACAAGACCUACAUGCAUCUCCAGGACGUCAUUCUGAAGACGCACCUGGAGGUGCAAGGCUUCUACACCGUCCGUUGGCUGUCUCGCGGAGAUGCUGUGAAUCGCUUCUGCGACGUGCUGCCGGUGCUGAUGUGGAUGUGGACGAAGGAGAAGGACGGGAUGGAGAAACUCGCUACCAGCUUCAAGUUCCACUACAUGCUUUACCUCCUGGCUGACGUGCUGCAGCUGCUCAACGGACUCAAUCUUGCCUUCCAGAAGCAGACGGUCGACAUCACAGAGGUGAAGAAUCACGUCGACAAGGUGAAGACCAAGCUGUCGCAGUACUACGUCGAGCCCAGCGCAUCCUACGGGCCGAACACCUCUCGCCUGAACAAGUUCCUUGCUGCACACGGCAGCAAGGACAAGCGCAAGAUGGAGCUCAAGGGAGUGGGUGGCGACGGCAAACCUGCAAAAGCCGAGAUCGAGCUCCACGAGGACAUCAUCGACCCUGAAAACCCGGGGGGGGGAUGCGACUUGGAGGCCUGCGUGGACCUGGCGCGGCGUUUCGCUCAGCGCCUGAUUAAGGCGCUGGGGAAGAGGAUGGCGGACCUGCGCCAUUUCGAUGGUGUUGGGUUUUUCACCCCUGAUAAGUAUCCCUUCCGUGCAGGAGAGCAGGACACAUGGCUGCAGCACCAUCUCACCGAGCUCCUGGACAUGUUCAAGAACCAACUACCUGGUAAGCCUAGAUUAGGUCGGAAGUUUCUGUGCAUUCUGCUGAUCGCGAUUCUUGUCGCGGCCAGUUUCCACGUGUCUGAAUGCAAGAAGAAGAAGAAAAAGCGGACAGUAGCGACGGAACCAGCACUUGACGAAAGCGAAACCACCACAGUGGUAACCCGAUCUGCAACGAAAACGGCAGCAGCAGGCGAAACAGCGUCGCAGAAUGACGAACCAGCUGCGGACGCGGCAGCAGCCGACGAAGACGCAGACGCCGACGCGCCUUCGGAAACUAUUCCCCCGAGGAAGCCGGCAGCCACUAUAACGCCGGCUACUAAGGCGGCGGCUGCUACGGCGGGAGAUGCGGAGGAAGAUGCGGAAGUAGCGGAAGCCGCUUCGACAGCUGAUGCUGACGUGGCGACGAAGGGCGACGACGCCGAUGGCGACGCGGCUGAGGCUGACGCCGCCGCAGAUGCCGCCGAGCCGGACGCCGCGGAUGCCGCUGCGGAAGACGGCGCAGCGGCAAAGGCGGCGACAGGCAAGCCAGUCGCGGCGGACGACGAUGCCGCUGCAGCUGAUGCGGAAGGCACGGAAGAGGCGGAAGGCGCUGCGGCUGGUGGGACCACAGACGACGCGGCUGCGGGUGGUACUGCGACUGCAGCAGCGGCGGCGACGGCGGCGGCGGCGGAGAAGCCGAGUUCGGCUCCUGGGUCCGUGUCCGAUGCUGGCCCUCUUGCAUGGAAAUCCGCUAAUAUGUCGCGCGACGACAUUGAUCCCAAAGGCCCGUGUCGCCGCGACAUCAAGCUGCACUGCCAGGGCGUGGAGCCGGGCAACGCGGUGCUGUCGCUGUGCCUCACCUUCCACGUCAAGAAUGAGAAGUCGGGCAACGAGCUCGGGGGCCCCAAGGUAUCCAAGAAGUGCAAGAAGGACGUGCGCGCGUUCAGGGCGGAGAUGUACAAGGACCUCAGCAUGGACAAGGCAUUGGCAACGGCAUGCAAGGCGGACAUCACCAAGUUCUGUGACGACGACUUCCUCUACCCCGAGCCCGGCAACGUCGUUGCCUGCCUCAGGGAGGUGAACCAGGUGGAGAAGCUGGCGGACGAGUGCCGGGCGGAGGUGCUGCGGGCGCAGCUGGAGGCGGCGGAGGAUUUCAAGAUGGACCCGCAGCUCAACCAGCUCUGCUCCGCCGAGGCUGACCGCCUCUGCAAGGGCGUCGAGCCGGGGGAAGGGCGCGUUCAGGAGUGCCUGAGAGAGCACCGAGCGCAGCUGGCGUGGGACUGUCAGGCGGAGCUGUUUCGGCAGGAGGUGGAGAACGCGGGGGACAUCCGCCUCAACGUGCGCCUCUUCCAGGCGUGCCUCAACGACCAGCGCCGCUUCUGUGCCGACGUCAAGUACGGCGAUGCGCGCGUCAAAGACUGCCUGGAGGACCACCGCCUCGACCCCGACUUCUCGCCCUCCUGCAAGACGGAGUUUGAGCAGAUGAUGGCGCGGCGCGCCACUGACUUCCGCCUCGACGCAAAUCUGCGCAAAUACUGCAAGGGGGACAUUGCAGAGAUCUGCUACCCAGACGCGGAGGACAUAUCGGACGUGGCGAAUUUCGAUGCCAAGGUGAUCGAGUGUCUGCAGGACUACCGGGAGGAGCUCAAGGACCCCAAGUGCAAGGCCGCCGUGCACCGCCUCACCGCCCGCGCUGCUGAGAGCAUCCGCUUUGAUCGGCCCCUGGCUGACGCCUGUCACGAGGACCGCACGACCAUCUGCCGGGAUGUGCCGGACGGCAUGGCGCAGGUGUUUCUGUGUCUGCAGGACAACAUGGGCAAGCUCAAGGAGUCGUGCCGCACCGCGCUCUUUGAACAGCUGGUGCGCAUGGCGGAGGACAUCGACUUCAAGUUCCCCAUGAAGCGCGCCUGCGCCUCGGAGCUGCAGAAGUUCUGCAAAGACAUCCCGCAUGGCCAUGCAGCGAGGGUGAAGUGUCUGCAGGAGAGCAUAGACAGUGCGGACAUGGGAGAGGAGUGCCGCAAGGAGGUCAAGCGCGACAUGGCCCGCUCAGCCGGAGACUACCGCCUCAACUACCGUCUGCACCGCGCCUGCCUGCCUGAGAUCCAGAAGCACUGCUCGCACGCGUGUGACGCCGCCAGCACCAACGGCUCCGUCACGUGUGCGGGCACCGUGGUCAAGUGCCUGCAGGAGAAUCAGGAUCAGAUCGAAUCCGAAGCCUGCAAGCAGGAGAUCACGUCGUUCAGCAUCCUCGAAGCAAAGGACCCGCUCUCUCUCGACGUGCCCCUGCAGGCGGCCUGCAAGGGCGACCUGCAGACGCUGUGCCCGGAUGUGGGGAGGGACCAUGGGAGGAGUUUGGCUUGCCUGAGGGGCAAGAGGGACCAGCUGAGUGCGGCGUGCAAGAAGGAGGAGAUGCGGUUCAGCGUGAUGGAGGCCUCGGAUAUUCGCAUCACCCCUAGCCUUAUGAAUGCCUGUGGGCAAGAGCUGCAGAGCUUCUGUCGUGACGUGCCGCCCAGGGGAGGGCGCGCGUUUAAGUGUCUGCAGCAGCACGUGAGCGACGUGGGCAUGGGCGCGGCCUGCCAGGGCGAGGUUAACCUGCAGGUGGCCCGCAAGGCCGCCAACUACCGCCUGGACGUGCGGCUCAGGGAGGAGUGCCAGGGCGACCUGAAGCAGUACUGUGAGGGCAAGGAUGCGGGCAAGGAGGGGCACGCCGUGGUGCUCAAAUGCAUGGUCGAGAAUUUCAAGAGCCUCGCGCCCUCGUGCCAGGGAGAGGUGUCCUAUGUGGUGCGCAUGGCACUCUUCCAGUACCACCGUGCGGCUUAUCUCACAUCGCCCUGUGACGACGCAGUGGACGGCAUCUGCCUGGCCCCUGGCGCCCCCAAGCCCAAGGAGAUCAACGGCGCUGUCAUCGGUGUGUUCGGGCAGUGCCUGCUGUCCGCACAGCCCGAUAAGCUAUCGGAGGGGUGCCGCGCGCUGGUGCAGGUGGCAGGGAAGGAGGGGGCGUAUGUGAAGGGCGGGCUGGACCAGGCGAAGCUGGAUGAGGCUCUGGCGAAGCUGAAAGAGCUCCCUGCGGCAGCCGCAGCAGACGGGUCGACUGGCAAGUCUGGGCUGGUGAUUUCAGGCUGGCUGGCCUUCGCAGCUCUGGUGGCUGUCGUGGUCGUUGCUGUUGCGGCAGGCUUUGGCAUUUACCACAAGUAUUUCAGCCCCACUCGCAACUACACCUUGGUUGUCAAAUCAGCUCCCCCAGGCACCGUUUAG